AUGGCGAACAACAGUGCCAAUACCAAAAAGCGUGGUCCCCAGCAGACCUUGGAGCAAUGCGGGAAGAGACGUCGUUCUGAGCCGGCAAAGUUGUCAGGUAACAAAGACACCGGUGGAGCUACCAAUCCAGAGCCCAACCAAGCUACCGAUCCAGUAUCAUCUUUAUCACAAACAGACGGUGAUGAAAUGGCAAAAAGCAGUACCAAUGCUACCAAGCGUGAGUCCCCAGGGUCCUCGCUGAGGAAAGCAGUGAAAGGUCAGGUGGCGGCAGAGCAGUAUCCGGUCAGACACACGGUCGCAAACGGAAGAAGAGAGCUGAGCCUGGGACUGCGGCUCUACGCCAAAUUUGGGGUAUCCAAAUCGAACGAGUUGCUCAUCCCGAAGAGUGGCUUCGCAAACCUCGUGCGGGAAAUCGCCUACGAUCUGAAUUCUAAGAUCCGCUUCCAAGCAUCCGCUCUCGAAGGCCUCUCAUAA
Messenger RNA from Fonsecaea erecta, 474 nucleotides. RefSeq lists its product as hypothetical. The coding region runs from base 1 to 474 and encodes 157 amino acids. The record is from RefSeq and is a predicted model, not a curated record. Lineage: Eukaryota; Fungi; Ascomycota; Eurotiomycetes; Chaetothyriales; Herpotrichiellaceae. Gene Ontology annotation, cellular component: nucleosome. Gene Ontology annotation, molecular function: DNA binding; protein heterodimerization activity; structural constituent of chromatin. The transcript has 3 exons.